Messenger RNA from Physella acuta, 373 nucleotides. Its product is annotated as small ribosomal subunit protein eS21. Gene Ontology annotation, molecular function: structural constituent of ribosome. Gene Ontology annotation, biological process: translation. Gene Ontology annotation, cellular component: ribosome. The record is from RefSeq and is a predicted model, not a curated record. NCBI's taxonomy places the organism in Eukaryota, Metazoa, Mollusca, Gastropoda, Physidae.
CUCGCACAUGCGCACAUCGUGUUUCCUUUUCUUCCUUUUCGGCUUCCGCUCUACACCAAGAGAUCUUUAAAAAGGUUUCAUCAUCAUGCAAAACGACGCAGGAGAAUUCGUGGAUCUGUUGAUUCCUCGCAAAUGCUCUGCCAGUAACCGCAUCAUUGGUGCUAAGGAUCAUGCUUCUAUCCAGAUCAACAUUGCAGAGGUUGAUGAGACUACAGGCCGUAUGACUGGAUCUUAUAAGACCUAUGCUAUCUGUGGGGCAAUCAGACGAAUGGGUGAAUCUGAUGAUUCAUUGAUUAGACUGGCUAAACGAGAUGGCAUCAUAACUAAGAAUUUUUAAAGGUACUCUUGUUCAAUAAAAUUCAUGUAAAACUAA